UCUCUUUCUCUCUCUCUCUCUCUUUCUCUCUCUCACACACACAAACACACACACGUACAGGACCGCUUUGGAUUUUUCUUUUUCCUUUUAGCAACUAUGAGGAGCUUUAUUUCGGAUGCGUAAACUUUCCCGAUUUUAGUUUCUGUUGCGUGUUUUUAGGCGCUCUUCGCGCUCUCUGCGUUUCCCCCCACACUCCGGUGCGCUCUGCGUGAUGCCCGCUGGCAUGUUCAGCAUCGACAGUAUCCUGGCCGGCAGAGCUGGCAGAGCUGGCCGAAGUGCUCGAGCAGGCUGUAAGGACUCGCUUUUGCUCACUGCGGAUGAAGGGCCGCUCCUCUUCCCCGGCUUGUCGGAUUCAUUGGCAGCCACGGCUCCAGAUUACAGCGGAGUGUAUUCGGCCCGGAUACCGGCUUACAGCAACUACUGCUACGGCGCGAACGCGGCACCAAGCUGCUGCCCUGGAUCCUUACCGAGUCAGUGUCCGUGCAUGCCAACAGUCUACGACAGUCCUGGCUCUUUGCUGAUGUCUCCGGUUCCUCCUCCUCACAUGAUGUCCUACAUGUCCAUGUCCCCUCUGGCCCCUCUGACCCCUCUGAGCUCGGUGUCGCGCGCCGAGCUUCAGCUCCUUAAUCAGUUGCACUGUAGGAGGAAGCGGCGGCACCGCACCAUCUUCACGGACGAGCAGCUCGAAGCGCUGGAGGGUCUUUUUCAGGAGACUAAAUACCCGGAUGUGGGGACGCGCGAGCAGCUGGCCAGAAAAGUGCACUUGCGCGAGGAGAAAGUGGAGGUUUGGUUCAAAAACAGACGAGCAAAAUGGAGAAGACAGAAAAGAUCAUCAUCGGAGGAAUCAGAAAGCACACAGAAAUGGAACAAAUCCGCCAAAAACGCGACAGCAGAGAAAACAGAGGAGAGCAAAAGUGACGCGGACUCGGACAGCUGAUAAACACACACACACACACACACACACACACACACACACACACACACACACACACACACACACACACACACACACACACACACACACACACACACACACACACACACACACACACACACACACAAAUACAUCGAUAAUGUCUUAAUCUAAUUACCGAUCGGACUUGUAUAUAAUGUAAAAAAAACUGUCGUGUGAAACUGAAAACGUAAUGUUAUGUUUCCAUGCUGUUGCACAGAUGUAUAGUAAAUGUGACAUUUUAGCAUUGAUUAUUGUUAUUUAUAUUAAUUUAAAUUUUUUUACACAUCAGACAAAAUAUACCGAGGUCU
This is a messenger RNA of Clarias gariepinus (North African catfish), 1263 nucleotides long. It is a transcript of the gene gsc, whose product is annotated as goosecoid. Lineage: Eukaryota; Metazoa; Chordata; Actinopteri; Siluriformes; Clariidae. Gene Ontology annotation, biological process: regulation of transcription by RNA polymerase II. Gene Ontology annotation, cellular component: nucleus. The coding region runs from base 212 to 937 and encodes 241 amino acids. Gene Ontology annotation, molecular function: RNA polymerase II cis-regulatory region sequence-specific DNA binding; DNA-binding transcription factor activity, RNA polymerase II-specific. The record is from RefSeq and is a predicted model, not a curated record. The transcript has 4 exons.